This is a messenger RNA of Nymphaea colorata (pocket water lily), 2446 nucleotides long. Its product is annotated as disease resistance protein Roq1-like. Gene Ontology annotation, biological process: signal transduction; defense response. The coding region runs from base 155 to 2341 and encodes 728 amino acids. Gene Ontology annotation, molecular function: ADP binding. Lineage: Eukaryota; Viridiplantae; Streptophyta; Magnoliopsida; Nymphaeales; Nymphaeaceae. The record is from RefSeq and is a predicted model, not a curated record. The transcript has 4 exons.
AAGUUUCCAUCACCUUCAAGAGGGUUUCCUGCAGAGAUAAAUAGACUUAGAAGUUGCCUGGUGGAAUGAGCCCCUGAAGAUUGUGAGGCAUCGAGGGGGAGUGAUCAGAGAGAGUUCUUAUAAGAACGGGGCACACUUUUGCUGCAUCGAUGUUAUGGAAAGUUCAAGGUCUCCACAAUGUUCCGAGAAGCAUCAUUAUGAGGGUGAAGAACCUGAGGCUUCUUCACGGCCUUCAUCAUCCUCAUCACCAGUGAAGAAAGAUGAGUUUGAGUAUGACGUAUUUCUGAGCUUUAGGGGACCAGACACUCGCGACGGCUUCACCGGCCACCUCUGUGCGUUUUUACAAUCUAAGGGCAUCACUGUUUUCAUGGACAGUGAGAACUUGGAGAAGGGGCAGAAGGUGAAGGAUCUGUUUGAAUCCAUCGAGAGAUCCAAAAUCUUUGUGCCCAUCUUCUCCAAAGGCUAUGCACAUUCAAGGUGGUGUUUAAUGGAAAUAGUCAAGAUUAUAGACUGCAAAAGGCUCAUCAUACCGGUGUUCUUCGAUGUGGAGCCAGGAAACGUCCGCCAUCAAACUGGCCCGUUUGCGCUUGCAUUUAAAAGACACCUUAGAAAUAAGAGAAUAGACAAGGAGGAGGUGAGUAGAUGGAGUGCUGCCUUGACAGGAGCAGGGGAAGUCUCAGGUUAUACAUUAGCCGGCACUCAAGGAAACGAGGCAAAGCUCGUUCGGCUCAUUGUGAAGAGGAUUCUCAAUGAAGUGAACAAGACUUCUCUCCUGGUAGCUAAACAUCCAGUAGGACUCGAUUCUCGCAUUGCAGAUGUGUUGGAAAUGUUAGAUGUAGAUGAUAAUAAUGUGAGAAUGGUUGGGAUCCAUGGAAUGGGUGGCAUCGGCAAGACAACACUUGCAAAGGCAGUCUACAACCAAAUCUAUACUCGUUUUGAUGCUUCUAGUUUCAUUUCAAACGUUAGAGAAGCUGCAAAACUAUCCACUGGCCUUGUUUCCCUCCAAGAAAAUAUACUUCGUGAUUUUUUCAAUGACGAAAAUCAUAAAGUAAGCAGCAUUGACCAAGGAAUUGAAAUAAUUAAAAUUCGAAUUCGCAGUAAGAUGGUUCUGCUGGUUCUUGAUGAUGUUGAUCAUGAAUCACAACUUGAUGCGCUGGCCGGCAGCCUAGAUUGGUUUUGCUCAGGGUCAAGAAUCAUCGUUACUACCAGAGACAAGCAGGUAUUGAGGGCACAAAGAAUGAACUUGUAUCAGCCUAAGGAGCUAGAUGGUACCCAAUCACUUCAGCUUUUCAGUUGGCAUGCAUUUGGAAAAAAGGAUCCUGAUCCCCAAUUUGCAGAGUUAUCCAAGGAAAUUGCAUCUGUGGGUGCUGGGCUGCCGUUAGCCCUGACAGUAUUCGGAUCACUUUUCUUUGAUCUGGAAACAGUUGAAGAAUGGAGAGAGAAGCUUCAAAAGUUACAGGAAGAUCAGGACAAAGGUAUUCAUGUAAGAUUGAAGAUAAGUUUUGAUGCACUUGAUGAAAAGGAAAAGAAAGUAUUUUUAGACAUAGCGUGUUUUUUUCUUGAAGAAGAAAAUAUAGACCUCCCUUUGCUCAUGUGGGAAGGUUGUAAGUUCUUCCCAAACACAACAGUCAAAGUCCUAAGGCACAAGUCUCUGAUCAAUAUAAAUGAUGACACUGGAAAGUUUGAAAUGCAUGACCUUAUAAGGGACAUGGGAAGAAAAAUCAUCCAAGACAGUAAGAGCAGAUUGUGGAAGGAUGACGAGACACUAUAUGUAUUGCAAACCAAGAAGGGAACAGAAAAUAUCGAGGCAAUUCAACUCAACUCGGGAACAUAUGAGAAACCUAUGUAUGUUGAAGUGGACUCUUUUGUGGCAAUGUCUGAACUUAGAAUGCUCCGGUUGGGGAAAUAUGUACAUUUGAAAGGUGAAUUUGAACAUUUUCCUAAGGAGCUCAGAUGGUUGCAGUGGUGUAUUCAAGGACACUUUGAUUCAUUGCCUGGUGGCCUUAAUCUUGAGAAUAUUGUUGUUCUUGACUUAUCAUACAGCUUGAUAACUCAACUUUGGAAUCCACAAGGAUUGGAAUCAACCAAGGUCUUUGGGCAAAUGAAAGUCCUAAAGCUCUCCCAUUGUGCGAACCUCACCAUCUGUCCAGAUUUUACGAGCAUGCCGCAACUACAGAAAUUGGAUUUUAGUAGUUGCACUAAGAUGAGUGAACUUCAUCCAUCUAUUGGGCUUCUCAAGAGCUUGACUCACUUGUCUUUACGUUACUGUCGGUUGCUAAAGCGAGUGCCUCAAGAGAUUUGGCAAUUGACCUCACUCGAAGAGCUUGACCUCACAUAUUGAUCCCGAAAUUACAACUUUGCGAUUACAAAUGGAGGAUCCGAAGUCACUGAAGAAGGUGUUGCUUGAAAAAUUAAGUCUUGAAUUUCAGUUGCUGUUCUAACCUCA